Emericellopsis atlantica is the source of this 822-nucleotide messenger RNA. Its product is annotated as mitochondrial carrier domain-containing protein. The transcript has a single exon. Bases 1 to 822 code for a protein of 273 amino acids. The record is from RefSeq and is a predicted model, not a curated record. NCBI's taxonomy places the organism in Eukaryota, Fungi, Ascomycota, Sordariomycetes, Hypocreales, Bionectriaceae. Gene Ontology annotation, cellular component: mitochondrial inner membrane. Gene Ontology annotation, molecular function: S-adenosyl-L-methionine transmembrane transporter activity.
AUGGACCCAAAGAACCCCCCCUUCCAAACGGCACUGCUCGCCGGCGCCAUGGCUGGCACAACCGUCGACCUCUCCCUCUUCCCCCUCGACACUCUCAAGACACGCCUCCAGUCCUCCGCCGGUUUCUUCCCCUCGGGCGGUUUCAGCGGCAUAUACCGCGGCAUCGGCUCUGCGCUCGUCGGCUCCGCGCCCGGCGCGGCCUUCUUCUUCUGCACAUACGAGAGCGUCAAGUCGCUGUACGGCAAGGACACGGCCGUCGGACACAUGCUGGCGGGGAGCUGCGGUGAGGUCGCCGCGUGCGCCGUGCGCGUGCCGACAGAGGUGGUCAAGCAGAGGGCGCAGGCGGGACUGCACGGGGGCCGGAGCGGGGAUGCCUUCCGGGCGAUUCUGAGUCUGCGGCAGUCCGAGGGCUUUGUGAGGAUGUGGCGGGAGCUCUACCGCGGAUGGGGCAUCACUGUCUUUCGCGAGGUUCCGUUCACCGUCAUUCAGUUUCCGAUAUGGGAGGCGCUCAAGGCGUGGGGACGGAGGAGGCGGGGCGACACCAAGGGGGACGUGCCUGCGCUUGAGAGUGCCGUGUUUGGAAGCCUGGCGGGUGCGGUCGCGGCCGGCUUGACGACGCCGCUCGACGUGCUCAAGACGAGGGUCAUGCUGUCCGAGAAGAGAGUGUCGGUCGGGAGCACAUUUCGUGAUAUCGCGAGAAAGGAGGGCAUCAGGCCAUUCUUCGCGGGACUGGCGCCUAGGACGAUGUGGAUAUCAAUAGGGGGGUUCAUCUUCCUGGGGAGUUAUCAGUGGGUGGUCAACACCAUGAGCGCAACGUUAUGA